UACCGGUUGAGGUCAUACGAAUGAAUCGGUGUUUAAAUCAAUCGAUCGAUACAGCUCGCCAUGCAUGCAGGGAGUUGGAGGAAUGCAGCUGCACAUGGGCAAAACAAAUUUGGUAACAAAACACGAGGUAGCCACGAGUAACUACCCGAACACAGAGAGGCGAGUGCAGUCGUCGAAGCGUUCCGGUAACGCGAGUGGGCUGAGCCAGCGAAGACCAUGGAAUUCGAGUGUCAGAGUAGAGCAAUCUAGUGUGUACGGCCGGAAGGAUGAUCGAAGACAGAAAAUGCCAGUGUAUGCUGCAAAUGUGGUACAUUCCAAAUCCAAAGGCUAUAGAGCGUGGACAAACAACACAUCUGUAAACCGAGACAGGGUCGCCAACUCUAUACACAAUGGCAGCCAGGAUUCCAAGGUCAGCGAGCUGUUGGAUGUGACUAGCACCAUGGCACUGACAUUUGAAAGUGAAUCUGACAAAUCCCCUUCAAUCAGCUUCAGUCGGGCAUCUAUUAGACAGCGGGGAGCCAAGGCAGUUGUAGAAAGUAAACCCACUAACCACGCGCUAAUGGAGCACCGAAAAUACAGGUGCGACUUGCAACCAAGUACAGAAGAACUCAAGUGUCUUGUCACCAAAGUGUACAUUUGGUAUUUAAAGGCAAAAGGCGAAAUUAACAGGCUGAAGGAUGCCACUCGAGAGUCCAUGUAUUCAUCGAUAUGUAACAAGUUAGAUCAGCUGCAAAACUUACUUUGGACAAGUUUACCGGAAGGAUCUGUCUCAGCAGGUGACUUGGAUUAUGCGUUACGGAUGUCUACUGAGCGCCCCGCAAAACAAGAAACAGUGCAUUGUCUGGAGGGACAAGGGAUAAGUACUCAGUUAACAAGCAACAGUUCAUGUGUACAUGGAGAAACCCAGCGGGAAAUGGUGAUAAGACCAGCUCAAAGUCCGGACUCGCUCACAACCACAUCAAAGGCCCUGGAGUCCAUUCGGGAACCUGCAUUAAGUUUACCACUUAGUUCGUGUUGUGUGGACGCCGAACACGAUAUACAAGAUGUGGGAAAAGGAGAUUUGGGCUACCAAAGAGGAGAAAAUUUUAAAGAUAGGAAUAGGACAAGCGCUGGACCAGCCCUCCAAGUCAACAGCUCUGCAGCGAUGAAUUACAGAAGACGCACGCUUCAACCACGCUCAAAUCCAUGUGUGAAUACAAACAAUGAAGUGAUAAACGGUGCACAUAAAUCAAACUAUAACAAUCACUAUCUCUUGACACAAACUGCUUCGAAAUUUGAACGAAGGUUUAAUUUGAACGACCUAACCUGCUGCAUGGAAUGUUUUCACCCGAUGAGUCCGCCUCAGGACCGGAGUGUGGACGAGCGCAGUACGGCAAAACCGGAACACGCGGCCAAAUUGGACCUGAGGCGAGUGUCCCCAGGACGCAGCAAUGGACUACUACUCAAAUCCAACAGGGGGCAAAUUUUGCGGCAGCCCGGCCCAAUUAAGCACAUUGUAAGUAGCCUCAUUUCGGGAACAGUUUACACCAAAGGCUAUACCCUUAUUUGUUGGUUAACAGAAUUUGAAGGAUGCGUACUGCCUUGGUGUUGUUCGAGUUUAGUGCGUGGCUUGGCGCCGCACCUAAUUUUGCCUAGGAUAAUGGAAUCAAUAAGAGUGCGACGUCCAUUUGAACACCCCACUCACGUCGAAUAUCAACGAGGUUCCAAAUGGUCGCAAGAGGAUGAGCAGAAUUUAAUUGUCAAGGCAUUCCUGAUGAAAGGAGCUGAAACACAAUCUUCACAGGAAUCCACACGAACUGAGAACAAUCAGGAAAAUACGACGGUCGAUGAACUUCCCUCAUCCCCUUUACCGGAUCCGCCAAAGGACUUGUUUAGGGUUCUUGGUUACCCCGAUUCGGUGGUGCCAAACACACUGGAAUUCAUCGGCGCAAGCGUGUGUACCAACAGCUCGAACGCAGUGUACAGGCGAAAGCAACGCGCCCCAUAUUUGCUUUGGAGAUGUGCAAAUGCACACAAAAACGUAUGUGCUUUCCAGUCAGAAGUUAAAAAUGAUGUCGUCAACCGUUCAUCUUGAGGAGAAGAAUAACGCUUUGAGUUGCAGUGUUCUAUAGCCUCUACCCAUAACACGGACAAUGUCUUUGGGUGACCGUAAAAUAAGGCAUACAGGUGAACUAUGGGACGCGCUGAUCAUGACGGUAUAUUAGAUAAACAUAUCAGAUAAAGUAGAUUAGUUUGGUUGGG
Dicrocoelium dendriticum is the source of this 2241-nucleotide messenger RNA. The record is from the annotation of a GenBank genome assembly. Lineage: Eukaryota; Metazoa; Platyhelminthes; Trematoda; Plagiorchiida; Dicrocoeliidae.